UUACGAAUGUAAGAAAAUCAUUUAUUAAUCUCCCCAAAUGUCGUUUUUAUCUAGUGUACAGCCGGGCGCCUCACGGCGCCCUUGAGGAUUUGGCGCCCUAGGCAGUUGCCUAGGCUGCCUGGCCCCUAAACGGGCCCUGUGCAUGCAUAAGACGUCUAAAAAAUUCUACCCAACGGAUGAAUAAACUAUCAUUGUCGCAACUAAUUAUGAAUACCCCCCUUUAAUUUUAGGUUGGACAUAAAUGUCGCAUAUUCAUGAAUUAUGAAGAUAAAAUUAUUUGUUGUGCAAUUAUGUAAUUGCGACAUGUUCAAUUCUCAUGUUGCCCUUAAUUUGGAUCGGGUCAGUCACCUUGAGAAUUGCAAUUUGCCAUGUUGUCACUGUCAGUCAGCUGAGUCAGCAACAAAAUCCGAAUAUGUCCGAAGAUUUCUAUCAGUAAUAACAUCACUAUGUACAUGUCCAUGAACAAAAUUGAGCAGUUGUUUUUCCUCUGCUGUUUACUUUACACUUAAAAUCGAUUAAAUUAAUCGGCUCAAGUUUGAUUUAAUUUGAAAUUAUCAACUUUCGCAAUGGCUUCUUCCUCCCUUAUUGAACGAUUUUACAACCACCCUCACAACAUAAUAUCGAGUAUCGCGUCCAGUGAGGAUGAACUGUCUCGAAUGAGGUUGAGUUGGAUGAUAAGGUCACGAAAAGGUUGGGAGACUGACUUUAACAAUAAGCCCAUCGUUAGUGGAUGGUUCCAAGAGGCGAAAGCUGAGUUUGUCGGCGAUAAUGUGGCGUCGACUUCGGGAAAGAAGAAGGUCGCGUUGGUGCAAGUGGAGAAACAUUGGCCAGACGUAAUCGAUCGUCUACCCCACUUCUUGACUUUGUUGGAUGGUCAAUUGGCUCCUGGGCCGUUGGAUGGUUCCUGGGUGGCGGAUGGCCUCGUGGAUAUCGCCGUGACCGAGCGACUCGUCGUGGGAGGAGCAGAAGUAGAAGACAUCGCGAUCAAGGCGAAUAAUUGGCAACCAGGGACGGAAAAUCGUGUAAUCAAUGUAAUUGACCCAUACCCAUAUUGUGUCGUAGAAGAGAGAUCACAUAUCCUCAAAGAGGCGUUUGUCUCGAAACAAUACAAGGUCGGGGAUUAUCGUCACCUUCUACAUUUCCAUUCCGACAAGGUUGACAAGUAUCUUGACCAAACUGACGUGAAGAGGUUGAUAAGUAUCAUACCCGAUGACAUGAUUUCGCCCCCACCAAAGAUCGAAUGGGACCCAAACUAUCAACUCCUUCCUGCCGACGUCGUUAUCGACUCUGGUGGUGCAUCGCACUUCACGUCGUAUGUCAACGGUCUUAAUCCUGCGGAACAUGGGGAAUUGUACGCAACUCUGGAACAAGUUUUGGACAAAAUGGUACCACUAUUUGAAAAGGUGCUGACCGAUAUUCGAAUGGCGGGUCGAGAAGGUGGACCUAAAACGCGACGGCAAUUGGCCAAGCAGUCGAUUAUUCCUAUUGCUCCGGUCAGUUUACGCGGGAGGAAAAUCCAAGUCGUGGUUAGAAUGGCGACAACAAUUUUAACUCCGGAAAAUUCUAAGCAUCCGGGCGGACAGUGGCACGUUGAAGGGAUGCCGAACGAACAAAUAGUCGCCGUUGGUCUGCACUAUUUCUCUAAUGAAAACAUCACCACGUCAAAACUGUAUCUUGCUCCUGCCCAGCGGGCAUCGAAUGGCGUCAUGGGCGUCGUGGAUGGUGGAAAUAAUCCUUUCGAAAUCGAAACGGUACCGGGUCGGAGCGUUGUGUUCAAGAAUUCUGUCUCUCACCGUGUGGCUCCUUUUGAACUGGAUGAUCCCGACAAACCUGGACACCGCAAAAUCCUUGGUUUUUUCCUUGUCGAUCCGGGAGCCAGGAUUUUGUCGUCAGCUCGCGUCCCAUGUCAGCAAUGGGCGUGGUAUUUGGGACAAGUGAAGGACGUCUUGGUCCAGUUACUGCCUCCAGAAAUGGUCGAGCUGGUGGUGUCAUUUUUACCACGGGGAAACCAGUAUUUGGACAAUGAGGAGGCGAAAAAUCUCGAGAAGGAGAUGCGCGAUGAGAGGAAGAAAAGAUUGACGAGAACAUAUCGUCAUAAGAAUUAUGUGUGCACUCCACGAACGUACCCAGAAUAUCCGCGCUCAUGUUUGACCUAUCGGGAUUGAUAGGAAAGGUGUGUUUUGUUUUACUGCUAAGCAAACUUGUUUAUUGUUAAACAUGCCUAAUGUUUGGGAUAUGUUUUUGUUUUUGAAAUUGUAUAUACAUAUGUAUGUAUUAACUGAAUUCGAUAUGUAGUGCAUUUCGUAUGCACUGCAUAUGCAUGCAAGUGGUAUUUAGUACAUAUUUAUUUGUAUACUAGCCAGUUACAAGUUGUGCUAUUUAAGGUGCUUAUUUACCCAUGUGUAGUAUUGUAUUAUGCAAUGUAUGUAUUAUGAAAUUGUAAAAUUCUACAUUUUCUAUUGAAAAGCUCUUCUUUUGCACCGAAACCAAUGUUUAAAUAUUAACUUAUUUAUGAAAUAGAUAAUGUGGGACUAAUUUACAUCUAGCUUAUUCCUAUUCGAUAGUUAUGUUACUUAACUAACCGGAAAUACUUAAAUUCGUACGUGGAUCAUUCAUUGUAAAGAGUGUGUCUAUCUAAAUAUUACGAUAAGCUACGUAAUAAGAAAAGCAUUACGUGUAAUAUGUAA
This is a messenger RNA of Folsomia candida, 2687 nucleotides long. RefSeq lists its product as uncharacterized. The record is from RefSeq and is a predicted model, not a curated record. The transcript has 5 exons. The coding region runs from base 567 to 2165 and encodes 532 amino acids. NCBI's taxonomy places the organism in Eukaryota, Metazoa, Arthropoda, Collembola, Entomobryomorpha, Isotomidae.